Molecule: messenger RNA, 2634 nt
Organism: Mya arenaria
Lineage: Eukaryota; Metazoa; Mollusca; Bivalvia; Myida; Myidae
Exons: 2
Coding region: 1-2634 (877 amino acids)
Source: RefSeq, a predicted model, not a curated record
AUGUCUGAUCACGAGGAUAGUUCACAGAUAUCUGCAGAAAUAGAAUAUGCCUCAUUAAAACAAAAGAAGUCGAGAACCAAAGCAGGUUAUACCCGAAUAAGAAAUAGACUUUUGGAUCUGUGUAAAUCGGACUCUGACACUAGUGGUGAGGAGCUAAAAGAAUGUUUAGACCGAUUGGAAGCAGAAAUGGACAAAUACCAAAGUAGCCUAGACAAUAUGAUUGAACAUUUAAAAAUUACAAAGAACACAAAAGAGUUGAAAAAAGUUACAGAAGAGGUGGAAGAGUGCGAUAGUAGUUAUGAAAAAGGGGCAAAAGAGUACCACAGGAAACAGAAAGAGAUAAGUACAGGUCAAGAAAGUCAUGGCGCUGAAGAAGAAAGUAAAAUUGGUAAGGAUCUUUGGAAACAAUUGAAAAAGGUUUCUAUACCAAUUUUUCACGGAAACAAAAUUAAGUUCCCCGCAUGGAAAGCUGCAUAUUACUCAUGUGUAGACAGCGCAGAGCAUUGUAGUGCCGAAUAUAAACUUUUGCAGCUCAGGCAAUAUCUAGGAGGGGAGGCAUUGGCUUCUAUAGAAAAUCUUGGUCAUUCUGCGGCGGCUUAUGAUGCUGCGAAGGAACGAUUAGAAAGGAAAUAUGGAGGUACAAAACGCAUUGUAAAUAGAUUUCUGGAUGAACUGGAGAAAUUUCCACCUCUUAAAAAUGAAAAUGUGAAAGGAUUAGAAAAUUUUGCUGAUUUAUUGGACAUUGCCGUCAUAAAUUUGAAGGAAGUAGACCAUGUGGAAGAUUUGAAUGAUGGGUCACUGUACUAUAGACUUAUGAAAAAGUUGCCGCAGUCUAUUCGCUACAAUAGGAAUGUUCAUGAACAAGAAUUAGUAGAAGGAGUAGAAACGUUAAGAACAUUUGUGAACCAAGAGGCAGAAUAUGCUGUUAACGCUGAAGAAACCAUCUAUGGGUUAACAAAUCACCAUUUUAACAGACAAACUGAAAAGCCAGCUAGAUCCUAUUUUGGAAACACAGAUCAGAAGAAAGAUGUUAUUGCUGAACUUGGAAUUAGUGGUGAAAAACAAACAGUUGAAGUCAAUGUAAUAAAUGGUAAAACUGAAAGAUUUGACACAAUGGAAGCUAACUUUACUUUGCUUGAUACAAGCAAAAACUUUGAGAUUGAAAUGACUGUUCAAACAACAAAAAAUGUAACAGGAAGGCUGCAAGCUAGCGACUGGAAUAGAAAUGCAAAGAAAUGGUCACAUCUUCAGGGAAUCAACUUUCCGAGAAUUGGCAAACGGUCAAAGGUUGAUCUGCUUAUUGGACUUGACUAUGUUGAAUUACACAGAUCACUAGGUGAGAUACAGAGUGAAAAUGGGUCUCCAGUGGCGCGAUUAACUCCUCUUGGCUGGACAUGUGUAGGGCCAACAAAUGAGCAUCAGACAAAUUUCUUUACCUUUCACAUCAACAAUGAUGAAAUGGAUAACACGUUACAGAAAUUCUGGGAAAUUGAAAAUGAAGGAGUGCAAGAGAAAUCAGUCAUGUCAAUGAAAGAUAGAGAUAUUUAUGAGAGCACAGAGAAAACAAUGAAAUUUGAAGACAAUCACUAUGUUGUAGAAAUACCAUGGAAAGAGAACAGAAAUGAAUUGUUAAACAAUUAUGAAAUGGCAAAAAGACGCCUUGAAAGCACAGAAAAGAAACUAAGAAAAGAACCAGUAGUUGAAAAGAUGUAUAAUGAGACAAUUCAAGGUUACCUUACAAAAGGCUAUAUAGAAAAGGUGGAAACGGAUGAAAAGGAAGAAAGUUUAAAAGAAAAUAACUGGCUGUUACCUCACUUUCCAGUUGUGAAAAUGAACAAAGAUACAACAAAGGUAAGAAUAGUCUUCGACGCGUCUGCUAGUUGUAAAGGAGCAAGUUUGAAUGACGUGAUAGAGCAGGGGCCCAGCUUACAAAACAAUUUGUUCGAUGUUCUGUUGCGAUUUAGAAGAGACAAGAUCGCAGUAGCAUGUGAUAUCCAAGAAAUGUAUCUUCGAGUCGGAAUCAUACCUCCAGAUAGAAGAUUUCAUCGCUUUUUAUGGCGACCAUCUCCAGAACUAGAACCAGAUGUCUAUCAGUUUAACAGACUUGUUUUUGGGGUGAACGCAUCUCCAUUCCUGGCUCAGUUUGUGUCUCAAUAUAAUGCUAGACUGUAUGAAAAUGAGUACCCUUUGGCAGCAGAAACAGUGUUGAAAUCGACAUAUAUGGACGACAGCAUGGACUCGGUUGAUAAUGAUAAAGUUGCAAUUAGAUUGUAUAAAGAACUUACAGCCCUUUGGGAAAAGGCAGGAAUGGAUGCUCGAAAAUGGAUAUCAAACUCCAAAACGGUACUAGAACAGAUUCCAGUAGAACAUAGAGCAAAGACGGUAGAUUUACAAAAGAAUGAACUUCCCAAGGUGAAAACACUAGGGGUAACAUGGGUACCUGAAGAAGAUAUAUUUUCAUUCGAAUUCACAGCAGUUGAUGAAAACAAGCGCAUGACAAAGCGUGAAUAUCUCAAGAAAAUAUCGACAUUAUUUGAUCCGCUGGGAUUGUUAACUCCAUACAACAUUAGAGCUAAAAUGUUAAUGCAGGACAUUUGGAUCUCAGGUGUUGAUUGGGACGAAAAAGUACAUUAA